Messenger RNA from Linum tenue, 1117 nucleotides. NCBI's taxonomy places the organism in Eukaryota, Viridiplantae, Streptophyta, Magnoliopsida, Malpighiales, Linaceae. The record is from the annotation of a GenBank genome assembly.
GCCCAAUUGAGCGAAGCCCAAGACGGCGAAUAUGAUUUCAACCUCUACUCUACACCACUCGCUUCGCGGCGCGUGCAUUUCCUUUCCCAACAAAACCCCAGCAGCAUUUCCUGCGCAGCUGAACGAACUAAUCAGGAAGCUCCAGACGCCUAUGGCCAACGACAUCGACGCUGAGUUUCCUCCCCAAAUCCUCUGCGAUUCUCUUAAUUCUUCGAGUCUCCUUUCCGAUCCUCACGCUGGUCUGAGCCGCUGAAGCAGAUUGUAUAAGCAAUGGGUGAUGCAAUUGACUUAACCGGCGAUGGAGGUGUCAUGAAGAAGAUCGUAAGGCGUGCAAAAGCCGAUGCAGUUGAACCUUCAGAUGAUCUUCCUCUUGUUGAUGUUCAUUACGAGGGCACAUUAGCCGACACCGGGGAAGUCUUUGAUACCACACAUGAAGACAACACAAUCUUCUCAUUCGAAAUUGGAAGUGGUUCGGUGAUUCGGGCAUGGGAUGUUGCCUUGAGAACGAUGAAGGUGGGAGAGGUUGCAAAGAUCACUUGCAAGCCGGAGUACGCCUAUGGCAGUGCAGGCUCUCCACCGGAUAUUCCAGCAGAUGCAACUCUUGUUUUCGAGGUGGAACUUGUGGCUUGUCGUCCUCGGAAAGGUUCCAGCAUGAGCAGUGUUUCAGAGGAGAGAGCUAGGCUAGAUGAGCUGAAGAAGCAAAGGGAAAUGGCGGCUGCAGUCAAAGAGGAAGAGAAGAAGAAACGAGAAGAAGCGAAAGCUGCUGCCGCUGCUCGUAUUCAGGCCAAACUAGACGCAAAGAAGGGUGGAGGGAAGGGAAAAGGGAAGUCCAAGUAACAAAGGAAUGUGCUCCAGCUUCCCAGUUUUAGCUCUUCCAUAUUGUUGUAUUUGAAACUCAACUGUAGUUGUCGACUCACUCAGAGCGAUAGCGCGACUGUUAAGGCCAAUAAAUUACCAGCUACUCUGCUAGCAGAUAGUAACAAUUUCAAUAUCAUUUUGAGUGUAUGAUUUUGAGGUGUUAAGGCUAACAAACACAGAGCAACCAUUGCCUGAUGUGAGACUUCUCCCAACUCAAUCAAGUAUCCACGGCAAGUAAAAAGUUACUAUAAUAACUGUG